AUGGAUGCAGAUACUAUUUUUUCCAAUUUGCCAUAUGGUGAAAAUAUUGUUGGAAAAUAUGAAUAUUCUGAAUGUUGUAAUUCGGUAAAAACUACUUGUAUUCUUACUAAUUUGCGUUUACUCAUUCGUUGGAAGGAAACAUUUCUGUGUUGUUGUCACCAGUCUCAUUAUUCUGCUAUCAGACUAAAGUCGAUAUCUCGUAUUGACGAAACACGUCCCAGUCGAUACAAUUUUAUUAUUGGUGUAAUAUUGUUUAUCAUUGGCCUUAUUUCAUCAAUUUUUUGGAAAAAUAUACCAAUACAUAUUCUCGAUUAUGCAGUCUUGGUCGUUGGUAUUUUAAUACAAGUUGGAGCUUUAAUCCGUUUGAUUUGGCUUUUCUUAUUACUCAGAUACAAAUUUAUUACGUUGAAAGGCAAUUUCGGUUCGGAAACAUUGAAAUUUUUAAAAUCAUCAGCAAGAGAAUUCGAAUCAAAACUAAGUGAAAUGAUCUUUAUAAUGCAAACGCAGCAUACCAAUGAACAAAGCAAUAAGCAGGAACUAUUUUCACCAACAGCACCGACUUUCACCAUUGAUAAUGAACUACAAUACUAUUCUAAAGAAAACAAAUAUCGAUAUGUUGUACCAAAAGAAAAGACUUCCAAUGUUCAAAAUGGAAUGAAACAUUAUCAUACUGACAAAAAAUACCGUCAGCAUCGGCCAACAGAGAACUUUUGA
Messenger RNA from Adineta steineri, 714 nucleotides. The record is from the annotation of a GenBank genome assembly. NCBI's taxonomy places the organism in Eukaryota, Metazoa, Rotifera, Eurotatoria, Adinetida, Adinetidae.